This is a messenger RNA of Diorhabda carinulata, 4466 nucleotides long. It is a transcript of the gene Tmem63, whose product is annotated as calcium permeable stress-gated cation channel 1. Gene Ontology annotation, molecular function: calcium-activated cation channel activity. The transcript has 2 exons. Bases 174 to 2378 code for a protein of 734 amino acids. Lineage: Eukaryota; Metazoa; Arthropoda; Insecta; Coleoptera; Chrysomelidae. The record is from RefSeq and is a predicted model, not a curated record. Gene Ontology annotation, cellular component: plasma membrane.
AGUAGUUAAAUAACCAACAAUUUUUGACAGAUGUCAUGCAAAACAGGUGAAAUAUGUUACACAUAAGUCAUAUAUAAUAUUACAAAAUAAAGUGGAAAUACUAAUAACACGUGGAGUUUUGCUAUUAUUUGAUAAUUUCAAUAAAGAGGAAUGAAUUUAUUGUAAUAUUUAAGAUGUCACUAUUAAUAGAUAAUGACACUUGUUUAAUAAAUAGAAAAAGUAAUAAAACAAUAAUAAGUAAUGUGUACGAAGGUAUACCAGAAACGUUAUUACUUAAUGUUAUUUCUUGGAUCCUACUAAUUCUUUUAUUCGCUCUAUUGAGAAAUAGAGCUUGGGAUUAUGGCAGACUUGCAUUAGUUCAUACUGAAAAAUGGACACAAUUGUUUUAUAAAAAUACUGAUGAUGCUGUUGCUGUGGAGGAAACAAAUCAUGAAGUAUCUUUGAUUCCUGAUACUGGUUGCUUAUGGCUUCCAUCAGUUUUCAAAAUAACAAAAGAACAAAUAUAUUCUCGCUGUGGGCCUGAUGCUUCACAUUAUUUAUCAUUUCAAGUUCAGUUAUUUUUUUUAAUGUUAGUUAUAACUAUAUUUUCUAUUUGUGUUGUAUUGCCUAUAAAUUUCCAAGGAACUUUAUUGGGGGAUAAAACAACUUUUGGGCAUACCACUAUAGGUAAUUUACCUUCAGAUUCAAAGAUGCUAUGGGUCCAUAUUGCAGGAUCAAUAGGUGUGGUUCCUGUUAUGAUUUUCAUCAUGAGAAAAUGUUCAGGUAGGCUACCAAUUUCAUCAAACCUCUCAUCAAGAACUCUUUUAGUUACAAAUAUAUCAAAGCAUCAUAGAAAUUGUGAAGAUAUAAAAAAUUAUUUCACAGUCAGAUAUCCUGGAAUAGAAGUUAAAGAUGUAAAAAUACCCUACAAAAUCAGAAAUCUAGCAUUAUUAGAAAGACAGAGAGAAAAAAUACAUGAGUCAAGAAUGUAUUGUGAAAGUCAUAUCCAAAAAAGUGAUAUUAAAUUUCAGCCUAGAGGAUGUAUAGUUUGCUGCCCUUGUAGAACAGAAAAUGCACUUAUAUAUUAUACAAAACGAGAAGAGGAAUUAAACCAUCUGGUUGCAUUAGAAAGAAGGAAAGCUCUUCAGAAUCCUUUAGGUAUAGCUUUUGUGACACUCAAUUCAGAUGAAAUGGCUCAAUAUGUUUUAAAAUCGUUUGAAGCAGGAUCUCACAGAAACUGGGUAAUAUUCAAAGCCCCUUCACCUUCUGAUAUAAACUGGGAAAAUUUAGAAAUUUCCUAUAGAAACUGGUAUUCCAAAGCUAUUAUUAUAAAUGCUUUAUUAUUUAUAAUACUUUUCUUUUUAACAACACCUGUAAUUGUGGUAAAUAUUUUUAAUAACCUUACAAAUUCUCAAGAAAAUUGGAUUGAAAAAAUCAGUCCUAUUUUGUCAGAGUUUUUACCUACAUUGUUGCUUUUGUCUAUGUCUGCAGUGAUGCCAGUUAUGGUAGCGUAUUCUGAUGAAUGGAUGUCACAUUGGACAAAAUCCAAACAAAAUCAUGCUACUAUGUAUAAAGCAUUCUUCUUCUUACUUUUCAUGGUUUUAAUAUUGCCAUCUCUAGGAUUAACUAGUGCCCAAGCAUUUUUAGAAUGGUCUGUCCAAACACAAAAUAUUACUCUAAGAUGGGAAUGUAUAUUUUUAGCUGAUAAAGGUGCAUUUUUUGUUAAUUAUGUGAUUACUUCUGCACUCAUUGGUACAGCUCUUGAAUUAUUAAGAUUUCCUGAAUUAGCUAUGUAUGCUUGGAGGUUACUGCUUAUAAAGUCGGAAGCUGAGAAGACUAGCAUUAGAAAAGAAAUUUUAUCAGUAUUUCCUUUUGGAAUUCAUUAUGCAUGGACUCUUCUAAUAUUUACUAUUUGCACAGUUUACAGUUUAACAUGUCCUUUAAUUACUCCUUUUGGCCUUCUAUAUCUCUGUUUAAAACAUUAUGUAGACAAAUACAAUAUUUAUUAUGUUUAUCGACCAAUAACUAUGUCAGGGGAAGGACAAAGAAUUCAUGCUGGUGCUAUCAAAAUGGUACGUAUAGCAAUAUUGCUACUCCAACUUAUAACAGCCUUAUUCUUAUCUUUGCGUGCACAACUCAGUCCAACAGCAUGUAUUGCAUUUUUGGGUUUUGCUCUUACAGGCAUUGUAUUUUCCUUCAUUGGACCUUUCCCUUCUUGCAAACAACCUCUUAACACAUUUAACACACCUGCUGUAAACGAAGAAUAUAUAGCCCCAGUUUUAAUAAGUUCUAGUGCUAUAGAAACUGUUGAUGUUGUUAGAACAUCUUCUAUUUUCUGUGAUGUAUCAAAUCAAAAUUAUAAUAUUAAAUUGGAUGUGACUGGAAUCAGUGAAGCUUAGAUUUUUUUAUUUAAUUUCAGCUAAUGAGGCUGUGAGUAUUCUUAACAAAGGUUGCAUUUUUCAUGGAAAAUAUGAAAAAAAAGCGAAUGUUUAUUAUUUAGCAUAACUACUUAAUUAAAAUAUAUUGAAUUUAACUAUUGUACUAAGGUUAAACAAUUAACAAUAAUUAUAAUAAAAGAAUUUCAAACUUGUUCACUAAAACUGGUAAUAGGGUACUGCAUUUUUUUAAAAUUAUUUAUUUUCUUGUUUAUUUUAUAAGUUCUUGAUAUGAAAUAAUGUCAGAAAGUAAAGUAUUUAAUUAAAAGUGGAAAAAUAACAUCUAAAUAUUUAAUUGAAAAUCGCAUAAAUUUCAUACAUAAUUUAAGAAAACGAUUCACAUUGGUUUUCAGUUGUGACGCCAUAGGUUUAAUAAAAAUAUUGAGCAGUUAUCUGCUUGAUGAUCAAAAGGUUACGGCAACGUAGCAUGUGCUGUUAUAAUACAGUUUUUAUUUAUUAUUUACGUAUAAAUAAAAUAUUUUUCUAUAUAUAAAAAUAAAGAGAAUAAACCUUUUAUAAGUUAAGUUCUUACAUUAUUACAUAAUCACGUUAAAAAUUAAAAGCAUAAUAAACUUAAUUACUAUGACGUUAAAUUUGAAUCUUACAUUAAAGUGAAAAUAAUUACAUCUUUCUGGAUCGUCAAAACGAUCAACAAUUUCAAACCAUUUUUGUUGUAUAUUCGAAUUUCUUGGCAUCAUAAAAAAACUUUUAUCAGGUGUUUUAGUCGUCGUAUUUUCACAUCUAGGCACAUAACAUUUAUAUACCAUUUUUCAGAUUAAACAAAGUUUAAUAAUAAUACUUAUUUUACCUAUGACGUUACGCAAUAUGGCAGCGUUACUAAAAUGUUUGAACUAACUACAAAAUUUUUAAUUUUCAAUAAUUUUUUAUUUAUAACUAUUGAUCAAAGAAUAUAAAAAAAUAUAAUAAAAGUUUUAUAUAAACUAUCCAAAACUAUUUUUUUCUCAAAACAUGCAAGUACCCUAUUGGUAACAAUAAUACUAUUAUCAUUUGUUAAAAUAAACGAUUGGAUGAAAUCAUUAAAUUUGUAAAAUGGUUACUUCAAGUUAUUCCCAAAAAUAUUUUUGUAACUUAUAUAUCUAUUCGUUUUCCAUAUUUUAGUAAAAUAAUAACAUAUAUAGUUGUACGUGUAUAAUAGUAGCAUUAAGAUUAAGAGUUACAACUUUUUCUUCCUUGAUCUACUCAUAAUAAUUAAUAAAUAUUUGUGAUUCAACUAUUAAACUAAAAAAUCAUCAAUUGUGCAUAAACAAAUAUAAUACAACACAUUCAAAUUGUAGCUUUUGUUCUUUUUCUUAAAUUCAAUGUAUAAUUGGUAAUUGUAGGUAAUUACCUACUAUUUAUAUGUCAUAAAAUCGUUAUAAAUUUUUGAUGUAAUUUGGAAAACUUAUUUAAGUUGAAAUUAAUAUUGUUAUUCGACAUAGUAUACAUAUUGCUUAUCAAGUAUUGUAAUGUAUAUAUGUAAAUAUUUUAUGUUACAUAUUAUACUUGAUCUCUACUCCUUAACAAAAAUUGCUAUUUUUUUAAAAAUAAAUUUUAAACAAUGACGUUCAUAAUUUAAAGUUAUUUGGCAACCUUUGAUUUUAUUUCAGCGGCAAGAAGUUAUUUGUAAAUUAUUCCUGCUAAAUUUGGGCAGAGUGCACAUCUUCAUCACUGACAACAUAUUUAUAUAGUUCAUAAAAUAAAGUACAUUAUAGAUUUUAAUGUAAAAUUUCCACAACUUUCUCAGCAGAUUCAAAUUAUAUAUAAUGGCUAUUUGUAAACUAUAAUCUUUGUCAGAUAGAUCAGCUGAUUGUAGAUCCGAAUCCACUACUAGAUUUUUUCCGAACGUCGCGUUCAAUUUUUGGUGAAAAUUUCCAAUUUAAGAAAUGAUCUAGAAAAACCACCCUCACUUUUUUGUGCAUUAAUUUUUCGAUUAUAUUUAUUUAGUUAUACCUAUAAUAGAUUCUAGAUGUUUAAUAAUUGUUAUCAACGUCUCUCAUAUGGAUUUUCCUCAAAAGUUCAAUACUAAUAAGCUAUUUGUUGAAAUGUCAAAAA